Molecule: messenger RNA, 421 nt
Organism: Apaloderma vittatum (bar-tailed trogon)
Lineage: Eukaryota; Metazoa; Chordata; Aves; Trogoniformes; Trogonidae
Gene: CSF1
Product: colony stimulating factor 1 (macrophage)
Exons: 3
Biological process (GO): osteoclast differentiation; positive regulation of macrophage differentiation
Cellular component (GO): membrane
Molecular function (GO): cytokine activity; growth factor activity
Source: RefSeq, a predicted model, not a curated record
GCUGACACCCAGAUGCAGCACCCAGGCAGGGUCUCCUUCGAGUUCAUCGAUAAGAUGCAGUUGAACGACUCUGUCUGCUACGUGAAAGCUGCUUUUCCUCUGCUGGGCAAGAUCCUGAAGCGAACGGAGUUCAAGGAGAACUCGGCCAACGCCAAGAAGAUGCAGGCGGUGCGCAAGAUGUACAAGCGCAUCGACGAGAGCGUCGACCCCUGCAUCGAGGAUGAGAACGACGAGGAGAGAGAGCUCUCGCAGCAGUGCUUCGAGGAGUUCACCACCUCCCCUUAUGAGAUGCUGGUGCUGGUGAAGCAGUUCUUCCAGGACAUCAACCAGCUCCUGCAGAACCAGGAGACCUUCAAGAAGGAUUGCAGCCAGGUCUACCGCAGGACCUGCUCGGGACCCAGGAAGGCCGAAUCCUCCCCAG